This is a messenger RNA of Chlorocebus sabaeus (green monkey), 2934 nucleotides long. The record is from RefSeq and is a predicted model, not a curated record. NCBI's taxonomy places the organism in Eukaryota, Metazoa, Chordata, Mammalia, Primates, Cercopithecidae.
GUGACAUGUUACAGGCACCUGGAGCAGGGGUACCGGGAAAGGCUGAGCCUCCUGCGGUCUGAGGUGGAGGCAGAGCGAGAGCUGUUCUGGGAGCAGGCCCACAGGCAGAGGGCCGCGCUAGAGUGGGACGUGGGGCGCCUGCAGGCUGAGGAGGCUGGCCUCCGUGAGAAGCUGACCCUGGCCCUGAAGGAAAACAGUCGCCUACAGAAGGAGAUUGUGGAAGUGGCAGAAAAGUUUUCAGAUUCGGAGAGGCUGGCCCUGAAGCUGCAGAAGGACCUGGAGUUUGUGCUGAAGGACAAGCUGGAGCCACAGAGUGCAGAGCUCCUGGCCCAGGAGGAGCGGUUCACAGCAGUCCUGAAGGAAUACGAGCUCAAGUGCCGGGACCUGCAGGACUGCAACGAUGAGCUGCAAGCUGAGCUGGAAGGCCUGUGGGCGCGGCUGCCCAAGAACCAGCACAGCCCCUCAUGGAGCCCGGGUGGGUGCAGAAGGCAGCUCUCUGGACUCGGCCCAGCAGGCAUUUCAUUCCUGGGUAAUUCUGUUCCAGUGAGUAUAGAAACGGAGCUGAUGAUGGAGCAGGUGAAGGAGCAUUACCAAGACCUCAGGACCCAGUUGGAGACGAAGGUAAAUUACUACGAAAGGGAAAUUGCGGCACUGAAAAGGAACUUUGAGAAGGAGAGGAAGGACAUGGAGCAGGCUUGCAGGCGUGAGGUCAGCGUGCUGGAGGGUCAGAAGGCUGACCUGGAGGAGCUCCACAAGAAGUCUCAGGAGGUCAUCUGGGGCCUGCAGGAGCAGCUGCAGGACACAGCCCACGGCCCCGAGCCUGAGCAGAUGGGCCUGGCACCCUGCUGCACCCAGGCACUGUGUGGCCUGGCCCUGCGGCAGAUCAGGAGAGAGGCCCAGGCGGAGCUGAGCGGAGAGCUGUUGGGGCUAAGAGCCCUGCCUGCUCGCAGAGACCUGACCUUGGAGCUGGAGGAGCCGCUGCAGGGACCCCUGCCACAGGGGAGCCGGAAGUCGGAGCAGCUGAACUUGGAGAGUGCACUGAAGCUGCAGCCGUGUGCGAGCGAGAAGGGCGCCCAGAUGUGCGCAUCGUUGGCCCUCGAGGAGGAGGAGUUGGAGCUUGCCGGUGGGAAGCGAGUGGACGGACUCUCCCUGGAAGCAGAGAUGCUGGGAGCCCUGCCAAAAGAAGGGCUUGUGGCAGGAAGUGGCCGGGAGGGGGCACGUGGCCUCCUGCCACUGAGCCCGGGCUAUGGGGAGCGGCCACUGGCCUGGCUGGCCCCAGGCGAUGGCAGAGAGUCCAAGGAGGUGGCAGGAGCCGGGUCUCGCUGCAGACAAGCCCAGGACCCAGAAGCCACCAAGAGCCCGGCCCCCACCCCUGCCCCGUCAUCCCACGGGCCUUCAGAGAGGUGGUCACACCUACAGCCCUGUGGGGUGGAUGGGGGGACUGUCCCAGAGGAGCCAGAGGUUUUCGGUGUGCCUGCGGGGCUGUAGCAGCCUGGACCCCGGGAGCUGCCUCUGCUGGGAGCAGAGGGGGACGCCGCACAAACCCAGCCACGGAAGUGGGAGUCACCCCUGAGCCCAGCCGCUUCGUGCAGGGGACAGGCUGAGAGGCCACAGGCCAUUCAGGAAGAGCGAGCACGAAGCUGGGGCAGGGGCAUCCAGGGUCAGGCCUCGGAGGAGCAGGCCCGGGCUGAGGGCGCCCUGGAGUCUGCGUGCCAGGAGCACAGCAUGGAGGUCGCCAGGAGAGGGUCCUUGGCAUCCCACCUCCAGCUCACAGACCCACGGGGUUCCGGGCAGGAGCAGCUUGCCACCCCGGAAGAGGGAGAGACCAAAAUAGCGCUGGAGAGAGAGAAGGAUGACAUGGAAACCAAACUUCUACAUCUGGAAGACGUCGUCCGGGCUCUGGAGAAACAAGAUUUGAGAGAGAAUGACAGACUGGAGUUCCAUAGACUUUCCGAAGAAAACACUUUGUUGAAAAACGACCUGGGAAGGGUUCGGCAAGAGCUUGAAGCUGCAGAAAGCACUCACAAUGCACAGAGGAAGGAAAUUGAGGUUUUAAAGAAAGACAAGGAAAAGGCCUGCUCUGAGAUGGAGGUGCUCACCAGACAGAAUCAGAACUACAAGGAUCAAUUAUCCCAGCUCAAUGACAGGGUUCUUCAACUGGGACAGGAGGCUUCUACCCACCAGGCCCAAAGUGAGGAGCAUCGUGUGACCAUUCAGCUGUUAACACAGAGCCUAGAGGAGGUGGCGUGCAGCGGGCAGCAGCAGAGUGACCAAAUCCAAAAACUUAAAGUUGAACUUGAAUGCCUGAAUCAGGAAUAUCAGAGCCUGCAACUGUCACAGUCAGAGCUGACCCAGACCCUUGAAGAAAGUCAAGGCCAGGUGCAAGGAGCUCACCUGAGGCUGAGGCAGGCCCAGGCCCAGCACUCGCAGGAGGUCCGGCAGCUGCAGGAGCAGAUGAGCCGGCUGGUGCCCCAGGACCGUGUGGCUGAGCUGCAGCGCCUGCUCAGCCUUCAGGGAGAGCAGGCCAGGAGGCGCCUGGAUGCACAGUGGGAAGAACAUGAGAAACAGCUGAAAGCCACAGAAGAGCGGGUAGAAGAGGCGGAGAUGAUUCUGAAGAAUAUGGAAAUGCUCCUCCAAGAGAAAGUGGAUGAGCUGAAGGAGCAGUUUGAAAAGAAUGCGAAGUCCGACCUGCUACUGAAGGAGCUGUAUGUGGAGAAUGCCCACCUGGUGAAGCCACUUCAGGUCACUGAGGAGAGAAAAGCGAGGCGCCGAAAAACAAGCAGCAUCUUGGGAAAGAAAAAGUUCGCUCUCAACAAACUCGUCAGUAGGAUUGCCCCGCAGCCUCUCUGUGCUGAGGCAGUUGUUUCAGGAUUCACCAUUGGAGCUCUUUUUAAAUUAAGCCACUGUGAUGCCUUAGUUUUCCGUGGGUCAUGA